Carya illinoinensis is the source of this 1695-nucleotide messenger RNA. RefSeq lists its product as uncharacterized. The transcript has 4 exons. NCBI's taxonomy places the organism in Eukaryota, Viridiplantae, Streptophyta, Magnoliopsida, Fagales, Juglandaceae. The record is from RefSeq and is a predicted model, not a curated record. The coding region runs from base 1 to 1695 and encodes 564 amino acids.
AUGAACUUUGCCCAAAAAGUAACUGAAACCUUUUAUCAGAGCUGGGAGAAGUUCAAGGAUUUACUCAAUGCUUGUCCUCAUCAUGGGUAUGAAAAUUGGAGGAUAAUAAGUUUUUUCUAUGAGGGUUUACAACCCAAGAUGAGACAAUUUGUGGAGACAAUGUGUAAUGGAGAGUUUUUCAAUAAAGAACCAGAGGAGGCUUUUGAAUACUUUGAUUAUUUAUCUGAAAAUGCUCAGUCACGGGAUGUUUCAGAUGCAUAUCAUAGAAAUGAACCCUUAAAGAUAACUGGAGGGGGAAAAUACAACUUAAGGGAAGUGGAUGACUUGCAUGCUAGAGUGUCUAUGCUUACUAAGAAAUUAGAGACCAUAGACAGAAACAAAGUAAGUGAGGCUCAGGUUAUUCAAAGAGUGUCUGAAAAAUGCAACAUAUGCGAGGACAUAGGACACCCUACUAAUGAUUGUCCCACUAUCCCAGCUUUUAAAGAAGUGUUACUGGACCAAUCUGAAGCUGUUAACAUGAUUUCAAAACCUUUUGCAGGUGCAUCAGGAUCAACUCAGUAUCCUACUGCAGCACCUUAUGGGCAGAGGAGGAAUCUUGAGGAAACUGUCCAUCAAAUGGCAGCAAACCUUCAACAGUUCAUGCAAGGGCAAGCCACCAUCAACAACCAGACUUCACAAGCCAUCAAUGAGAUUAGAGGAUCCUUGACGAGGUUGACCACGACUUUUCACACUCAAGAGAAGGGAAAAUUCCUUACUCAAUCUCAACCUAACCCGCAGGGACAGAUUCAUCAAGUGUCAAAGGUAGAGGAGACUUCCAACACUAAACCAGUAAAAGAUGUAACAACUUUGAGAAGUGGGAAAAUCUUGGUAAAUCCCACUCCUGACUCAGCCACCAUUGGUAAGGAUUCUACCCCUAAACAUGUUGAAACUGAGGUGAACAAUUUUCAAACACUUGCACCUUUUCCUACAAGGUUGACCCCUGUGCACAAAGAUAAGUAUUAUGCUGAAAUUUUUGAAGUCUUUAAACAAGUGAGAAUCAAUAUACCCUUGUUGGAUGCUAUUCAACAAAUUCCCACUUAUGCAAAAUUUCUUAAAGACUUGUGCAAUGUUAAGAGGAAAUUGAAUGUUAAAAAGAAAGCUUUUCUCACUAAACAAGUCAGUGCAAUCAUACAAAGCAACACUCCUCCCAAGUAUAAGGACCCAGGUUCACCCACUAUUGCUUGUAUGAUUGGAAAUUCAAAAAUUGGGCAUGCUUUACUUGAUUUGAGGUCUAGUGUGAAUCUGUUACCCUACUGUGUUUAUGAAAAAUUGGGCUUAGGGGAGUUAAAGUCUACUUCCAUUACCCUACAGCUAGUGCUUGAUUUAGAGGGCAACCUAGACUCAAAUGACACUUCUAAUGACACCUCUUCUGUUUCAUAUGUAGGCGCUCAAACUGAGAUGCAGUGGAAGCUAAAGGAUGAACAACUGCCUCCAGUGACAGCAACAAUAAAGCCAUCAGAGGAGCAGAUCCCAGCAUUGGAUCUUAAUCCCCUACCCACAGAACUCAAGUAUGCCUUUCUAGGACCUAAUAGCACUUUACCCAUAGUUAUUUCUUCUUGCCUAACCAAUAGACAAGAAGAAGAGCUAUUACAGAUUUACUUGGAGGAGGAAUCUAAGCCUUCUAGAGAAAUGCAAGAAGGCUUAAUCCUUCAAUGA